Molecule: messenger RNA, 1998 nt
Organism: Colletotrichum siamense
Lineage: Eukaryota; Fungi; Ascomycota; Sordariomycetes; Glomerellales; Glomerellaceae
Product: Cutinase transcription factor 1 beta
Exons: 4
Coding region: 1-1998 (665 amino acids)
Biological process (GO): DNA-templated transcription
Molecular function (GO): DNA binding; zinc ion binding
Source: RefSeq, a predicted model, not a curated record
AUGUGGAAUGCGUGGUCCCUCGGAGCCGUCGAAGUAGGGAGGAAAAUCUUCGUUGGGGCACAUAGACCUGCUGCCGAUGUCCCGACAAGCCAGUUCUCGGGCCAUGGAGGUUCUUCUACCGACAUAAGUAUGAUGGAUGAAACGGCUACUCAGAUCUUCCGCGAUGCUGUCGAUCCGGACUCAGUGGCUGUUGGGGCUAGCUCUCAGCCGGUGGAGAAUGCCCCCCGGGCAUCAUCUAGCAAUACGUCCACAAGCUUCUCAACGUCCAGACCAUUCCCAGGAUUCAUUGAGUCUCUAAGGCUUUGCAGGGAUGGAUAUGUCGAGUUUCUCGAGAAGCAGGGGGCUUUUCGCCUCCCCAGUCUGUCCUUACAAAGCGCACUCUUGAAAGCCUUCAUCGAGUUCGUCUACCCACGCAUGCCGUUGCUCAACUUGACCAAGCUAUGCGAAGCCAUCGAAUUCUAUGAUGGAGGCACAAAGGACUUCAGCCUCUUGCUGUAUCAAGCUAUUCUCUUUGCUGGUUCCGCACAUGUCAAACAGGCUGACUUGGCUGGUACCGAAUUCUCUGACAAGCUGAGUCUGAGGAAGACACUAUAUCAGCGUGCAGAGUUGCUAUUCGAAUUGGGAGGUCCACAAGACCAUCUCGCCCUUGUACAGGUGGCUCUGCUUCUGACCUUUCGAGGUAUAUCCCAAGAUUCACAACUAGACCGGAAAGACUCAUGGCAAUGGAUGAACACCGCCGUCACGCUGGCGCUUGACAUUGGAUUGAAUAAGGAACCCUCUCUGAAAGCAUUCGAUAAUCCAGAAAUCAAGUUACGACGGCGACUGUGGUGGUGCUGCUAUGUCCGCGACAAGAUUCUGGCGCUUGGGAUGAGCAAGCCAAGCAGAAUCAAAGAUGAGGACCAUAGUACCUCCAUGCUCAGCAUACAUGACAUGGACUUGGAAACUCUGAAGACCGAAAGAACAAUAUUCGGGCGUAUCCAACUAGGGCCGUACGAUCAUGUCGAAAUGGUGGAGUCUGCUGAGUUGUGCGUCGAGAAGACCAGACUGUCGAUGCUCAUGCAUCGCACGCUGCAGCUUCAACAGAGCGCCGGAAACAGUUACCAGUUUCUUGUCAGAUCCAGCCUCUGCCUAUCAGGUUACGGAUCACCAGCAUUCAGACAUCCAUUCGAUCGCGGCGGCAUCUUUUGCACAUGGCUUACAAUUUUGCUCGACAUACAUUACACCAUGAACGCAACGCGCACCGAAAAGAAGCUCAUUCCCACAGACCGGUUGAGUCUUUGGAGACAUCAAAGCGCAUCGUGUCCGAAUGUGCAGACAACAUCACUCGGCUUGCAGCCGAUCUUCACCAAGGGCAAAAUGGAUCCGUAUCUCCCUAUUGGGGCAAUCACGAUACUAUGUCCCGCAAUCUCUACGCACCUCAUCAACAUGAAGAACCGAAACCAAGGCUCGAGGCAUGCCGCUGUGUCAGGCUUUCGGGUCUGUAUGAGAGUCCUAGACAAGCUGAGGGAUCUCUAUCCUGCAACAGAGGUCACCCUUGCAUAUCUGGAUGUAGUUCUCCAGAAGGCACAGAUGGAGUCAGCUAUCUCGGUACGAGCGGUCUUUCAGCUCAACGAACGAGACCGAAGCGAUAUGCGAAUGAUUCUCGGACGCCACUCGGGGCAAUCGUGGGAUACAAGCGUAACGUCGAAAGCCACAGAUCUAGGCUUUGCUGGCCUUGAAGAUGCUAUGAACCAAUUUGAACAAUUUGAUACCCCGGAGUUCUCCGCGGACUACGGCGCGGAAGCAUCGAUGGGAUCAACGUAUCAUGGGACAUUACUCGACCCGCUACUUUCGCCCAAAGACGCACUUGGACAGGUCUAUUUUAAUGACCUGAAUCCCUGGCAAUGCCUGGACCUUGGAUGGAUUGAAGAUGCGAAUGCCCAACUACCUAUUGAUGACGCCUUGAUACCAGCGACUACAAAUCUGGAAGCAUCAUGGUUUCAAGACAACACUCAAUGA